This is a messenger RNA of Rhagoletis zephyria (snowberry fruit fly), 944 nucleotides long. RefSeq names its product serine/threonine-protein phosphatase 4 regulatory subunit 2-like. The record is from RefSeq and is a predicted model, not a curated record. NCBI's taxonomy places the organism in Eukaryota, Metazoa, Arthropoda, Insecta, Diptera, Tephritidae.
GCGCUGUGGAAAGUGCGAAUCAUGCCAGCGAAAAGGAGAGCGAUGAAAAAGACAAACUCGAAAAUAAUACAACCGAAGCUACAACUGAUUCGGAAGAUCUCAAUGAAAAGGGCGGGUCCACAGAAAAGGAUACCAGUGAACAGCUUGUCGAAAGUAGUUCCACAUACAUCGAUAUUACCGCUGAGGAAAGUCACGAUAUUAGAAUAAAACCCGAUUCCGCAGAUAUAACCGACAACUCAAAGGACAAGGAAACUAUGAGCAAUGAAGACGAUAAUGUAACUAACGCAGCCAAUAUACAGCACCACUACACCAACUUGCCACCAGCUGAGCAAACAGAAUCAAAUGAAAGACAGGAACCCAGCAGUGAAGUAGCAACAGAAAUUGAAGUGACUACGGCGCUGCCGGUCGAAGAGAUUAUCACGACCGAAAAGAAUGCUGUAGAACAUGAAAAUGAAAGCGCAGAACAUGAAACCGUUACUGAUGUUACGAUAAUGAUAUCUGAUGAAAUCGACAGCACAGAAUCCGAUGAAGAUCCCUAUAUUAAACUUGGUGAGACCACUAUAAAAUACACUGAAAGCUUGAACAACGUUGAUGUGUCGGACAACGUCAUGAGCGCCGAAGAGGAGGCAACAAGCACUGAAGGCGCUGAUAUUGAGCCAACGUCACCAACGCUGCCACAACCGAUACAAGUGGAUGUGUCGGAGUCAACGACGCAAGAUGUGCAGCAGUCUAACGAAGAGGCUGAAGAGGAAUCCCAGCCAACGCAGUUUGCUGAAAACGUAGUUGCAGCACAGCCAUCAAAAGAGGCAGAUGCAAUUACAAACACAUCUGUGGACGAGGCGAACACGCCAGAUUCGAUCGAGCAAAGCGAUGUAACCGAACAAGCUCCAACUCAGCAAACAACAAAUCCGAUUCAAACUUUUGUUACACAACAACGACCUCAA